UAUGCGAGCUAUUCCUGGCAUGGCUGGCAUGACAAAUGUUUUGCGAAACUGUCAGCGGCAACCGCAAACUAUCGGCGGCAAGAAGGACCCGCAUCCGAGAAGCCCUUAGCCAAGCCAGUUGUGAGCAAACAAAUUAGUGUUUAAUUAUACAUAGGCAGUCGGGUGGCCCAUUCAUUAAGCGCGACAAAAAAAUGCAUCAAAGCGGCGUAAAAUGAGUGAAAAGUCCCCCGCCAGCGACAACAAAGACAAACCAAAGGGGGGUGAAGGGGAGAAAGCCGGGAAAAGUACAAAAAGCGGGUCAGAUACUAACCGCAUUAGAGGAUGCAGAAGCGUCCGAAAGCGGAAGUGAAGCGCGUGACGGGGCCGUCCAAACCGCCGCGUCUGAAGGCCGCGAAAAAGCAGUUGCAGUUCGAGAGUCCGCUGCCGCGAAGGACACGCGCCGACCAGUUGCAGAAGCAGCCCACCAAUCCCCACCAGGAUGGGCAGGAGCACGGAGAGCAGGACAGGAAGCAGCAGCAAAAACCGGCAGACAAAGUCAUUGCUAUGCCGGGCAGCAGCCAGGAUGCGGACACGGAUGCGGCAGCGGAAGCAGCAGUGGACGUGCCAGAAACAGAGCCAGCUCCAUGGCCAGACCCCCAUCCACACCCUCAUCCAGAUUCUGGUCCAGAUCCCGGCCAGCUCACGGUGUCACAUUCACAGUCCUCCGCCUCCGCCUCCUCCUCCUCCGCCAAAAAGCGUCUCGCCGAAGGCUGCACCAGUCUUAUGUAUGCCUGUCAGCGGGGCGACAUUGUCCAAGUGCUCGCCCAAAUGCGCGAAAAGCCCCAAUUGCUGCGGCAGCGGGACCGAAGCCAUCGCAACGCGCUGCACUACUGUGCCGCGCAGGACGCCGAUCGGAGCAAGGACCUCGUGGCGGCCGCCAGCAUCGCGAUCGCAGCCCCCGAGCUGCUGGAGUCGGCGGACGAGGAUGGCUUCACGCCGCUCCACCUGGCCGUCAUCCAGGGCAACCUGGCCAUGGUCAACCUGCUGCUGGCCAACAAGGCGGACGUGAAUGCGGUGGACAACGAGGGCCACUCGGUGGUGCACUGGGCCACGGUAUGCGGUGAGGUGGAGUCCUUGCGAGCGGUCCUGGCUGCGGGAGCCAGUGUGGCCAAGCCGGACGCCAAUGGAGGGACUCCGCUGCACUAUGCCGCCCAGAUGUGCGGAGCCAGCCACGACAGCAAGCAGCAGGCCAGUUCCAGCUCGAGCUCGAGACUCUCCCUGGAGAUCCUGGGCAUCCUGCUGUCCCAUCCCCAGAGCAGUGUGGAUGUCCAGGACAAGGAUGGCCGCCAGCCGCUUCUUUGGGCCGCCUCCGCAGGAUCAGCCAAGGCAGUGAUUGCCCUGGUCAAAGCGGGGGCCCGGGUGGAGUCCUCGGAUAAGGACGGCCUAACUGCCCUCCAUUGUGCUGGUUCCCGAGGACACACCGAAUGCAUAGACACCCUCAUAGGCCUUUGCGGCGCCCCCACUGACCUCAUCGACUCCAAUGGCUGCACAGCCCUGCAUUACGCCGUUACCUUGGGUCAUGCGGAUGCCACCGCCAGAUUGUUGGACCUGGAGGCGGAUCCCGAUCGCCAGGAUCGUAAGGGACGCACCCCAGCCCACUGCGGCUGCUCCAAGGGGCAAUUUGAGACCCUGAAGUUGCUAAAGGAGCGCGGAGCCAAUCUCUGGCUGCGCAAUGCCAAGGGGGAUCUGCCGCUCCACGAGGCCGCCGCGUCUGGCAGAAGGGAGCUCCUGGAGUGGCUGCUCAACCAACGCCCUAAACAGGUGAACACCACCAGCAAUGAUGGACGCAGCCUUCUGCACAUUUCGGCUGCUAAUGAUUACACGGAUAUGUGUAAGCUGCUCCUGGACUACGGAGCAGAUGUGAAUGCCGUGUAUAGGAACUCCAGAGGAUUGGUCUUGACUCCACUAGAUGGAGCUCUACAAAGGGGUCAUCGUUCCACGGCCAAGUUCCUGCAGGCCAAUGGGGGUCAGCCGGCCAAUAAGGUGAGAUUGUCUAGCAGAAGAGCUGGUAAUCCCUUCCACGAAACCAAUGCCACUGAUAUGGUGAGACCUCUGAAGUAUGUGGAGAAGGAGGAACUGCACGAUCUGCGCAGCUCUAAGAAGUAUGUGGUGUACCUAAAACGCUCCGAUUCGGAUAAUGGAAAUGGGAAUGGUAAUGGCAAGGUAGAUGACAUCGAUCCAGGGGACUGCAGCUGCUCGGAGCAGACUUACCGCAAGGAGCAGCGUACGCGUCACGUCUGCCGGCGGCACAAGAGGAGGCAGCUGAGGAGGCGGACCAGCAGCUGUGGCGAGUCCAAGCACGAGCGGUGCAGCGAGAUCUGCCGCUCCAAGAGCAACAUCGAGAUUCGGCGGAGGAAAUCCCGGGAACGGUAUGCCAGCUCCAGUGAGUGGGAGGAGGAGGACGAUGAGGAGGACUCCUGCGAGAACUGCUGCUACCACAAGCGUCAAAAAGAUCGAGUGGUUUCCCGCAAGCGUUCCACUUCCUCCAGGAAGUCAAAAAACCGCGAAGAUAGCGAGGAGGAGCAGCGUACAGCCCACUCCUCGCCCGAGAAGGAUUCCAGGAAACCUCUGACUGUCAAUGGGGAUCAUAAAGUUGAUAGCUCCAGUGCAAAGGAGCCACCCCCAUCCUCGCCCACCAAGGAGGGCACCUUCAUCAAGUCACCAACCCAAAGCGCCAAGAGUGAGAAGUCCGCUCCCAUGGACAAUCUUCUGGUGGAGGAGUCGCAUGCAGUGGAGCUGACAGAUGAAGAACAGGAGGCUGGCAAGUCGGUGGUGACACAGGUGGAUGUCCAUCAUGAUGCCGAGGAAAAUCUGACUUCCAAAACUUCCGAGGAACAACAAGCUGUAGAGGAAAAUGGUAAGGAAAAAGAGAAAGCUAAGCUGCAGCUGAGUGAAGAGGAAACCCAUUUGGUGUCCAAGGAAGUGGAGCAGGUGAUCAAGAUAGCAGCCACUGCCUUGAGCAGCGAGUCCAAGAGUUCCUCUAGUGAGGAAAAGCCAGAGGAGAAAGAGCUUCCCCAAGAAAGUGAAGAGCCUGCUCCGGAAAAACCUGAAGAGGCUGUUAAGGAAUCCCCAAAGCCUUCAACCCCUGCUGCGGCACCACCCCCUGAGCCUGCCACGCCCACGCCACCCCCUAAGGAGGAGGAUGCCGCAGAGAAACCACAGCCAAAUGCCAACACGGUCGAAGGGGUUAAAUCUGCGGUUUCGGAGCCACCUUCAGAUGGCAAAAAAGCCGAGCAGCUGGAGCAGGCUGAAGCCAAACCGAAACCUAAUAGCAAUCCUUCUCCCACACCCACUCCGCAGAACACUCCCCCACCCACCGCUCCUCCUGCAGAGCCGAAAAAGCCACCAACCGCACCACAGCCACGCCCAUCCACAGCCCAAACGCCCACCAGCCAGCCAAAGGAGGCACCGCAAAGGGAACAGGAGACGAGGCGCUCCUUCACACUCCUGGCAUCCGAUUCGGCGGACGAUGACCCAGUUCCCAAUCCGAAUUCAAAUCCUCCAGCUUCAGCUUCCGAUGAGCCAGCCACCGAGCGGAAAUCGAGCUUCCAAGUGCUGAAAAGCGAUGAUUCCCUGGAUGAGAAUGCAAAGAGACCUGGUCGUAAGGUCGACUACGAGCAAGGAGGCAACCAGGUCUUUCAGGUGGUCAGCGAGGGGCCAUCUGCGGUCCAGCUUCCUAGUGCCUCGGAGCUGGAGAAGAUGGAGUAUGAUUACGAGGAGUACGAUGAUGAGUACGACGAAGAUGAAAGGGAUGGUAUCGAUCCGGAGCAUGACAGUGCCUUGCGUCGUUUUCUUAGCAGCGGAAAUCGACACGGUGUGGGCAGUUCUGGAGCUGGGGCAGGAGGAUUGGGUGGAGGAGGAGCAGGUGGAGGAUCCAUAGCAGAUGACACAUCGGAGGGCAUGGGUAAUGGAAGGAAGCGGCGUCUUAAAAAGCGCGUGCGCAGCGGCAACAAAACGCGCAACAAUUGGAAAAACUCUCAGGAUUCACGCGAUGGCAACAACAUGGCUUUGGCCACCACCAAGGAUCAGGACUCGGGCUUCGAGCCCAGUCCGCGGGCGGAGCGCAGCAAGAUACCCACUCUGCGGUCUGCCCACACCGCCCACAUGCCGCGCCGGCCCAUCUACGCCACUUUGGAUGGACGCUCCUGCAGCAGCAGGAUGGAGAACCGCAAGCCAGGCGACAAGGGAGCCUGCGAAAUGGGCGCCGUCACCAGGUCCAUACAGCGCAACAUCAGGAGAUAUUAUAUGGAACGCAAGAUCUUCCAGCAUCUCCUGGAGCUCAAGUCGCUGCAGAUUCGCUCCAGCAAAUUGAAUGAGGCGGUCCUAGUAAAGCGGGCCGUGGAUGACUACCACAAGUCCUGCGUGCUUUUGGGCGGCGAAACGGGCACGCGACUCAGGCGCUACAACUUCAGCGAGUACACGUUCAAGAACUUCGAGCUCUUCCUCUACGAGACGCUCAAGGGACUCCAGCGACCGGGCACCAACAACUUCCAAAACAUCAACGAGGUGUACGAGGAGGCGGAGCGGCGGCUGAGCCCGGAUUACAAUGCCUACGAGAAGGCGCUGCAGUGCACCACCAAGACGCACCGGUGCCUCCAUGCGGCCCAUGCCUACACGGGAAUACCCUGCGCCGCCUACAUUCCCAUGAUGAAUCAUCACACGAUGCCAAAGUUCGGCUUUGGACCGUACAAGAAGACCGGCAGCGUGAGCAGCUUCUUCCUGCCCAAAAUCCUGACCAGCGGCCGCGCCUCCAGCGGACGAGCGGCGGGCGGCCUGGGCGGCGGCAGUGCGAGCGGCAACCGCUGCAACCACAAGGUGGCGCUGGAAUUGUCGCACGGGAAGAACAAACAGCUAAUUUCACUGCCCGCGGAAAAGUUGGACAGCAAUAAGCGAUACUACGUGACGUUCACAGUGAAGGACUCCUCGGGCUCAUCGGCGUACCAGCAGCAGCAGCAGCAGCAGCACUAGAGCGUAUACGUAAUGUGGCGCACAGUGCGUAUACGCCAUGUAUAUGGGUGGAUGGAUGGAUGGCCCAUUGCCAUCGGGCAUCGUCGCGGCAUCCUGCGCCCGCAUCCUCAGGCUCCUUUUUAUGCUGUUUUCUGUUUUUGCCGCCGCCGCCGCUGCUGUUGCUGCUCCAAAUGCAUUAAAACAAUGCCAUCGCAACAUUUUGUGUCGCUGCUCCUGCUGUUGCCGCUGCCGUUGCCGUUCCUGUUGCUGUUGCUGCAAUUGUUGUGGCCACCCGUUGUCCGCGCUGGCCUUUUUCCAUUCGCUUCCUGUGCGGGACGCUGGAGUAAUGCCACGGCAAACGGGGGUUUUUGCAGGGUGUAUCGCGGACAUAUACACUCAACCUAUUAGGUUGGCAAAAUUUAAUUUAUUAAGCUGGCGAUGCAAGCUCUUUGGCUUCUUAAUUUUAAAGAACUAAAAGUCCAGAAAGGGUUUGGUAUUUUUUUUAUUUACAUGUGCGGUAAACCAUUU
Molecule: messenger RNA, 5514 nt
Organism: Drosophila biarmipes
Lineage: Eukaryota; Metazoa; Arthropoda; Insecta; Diptera; Drosophilidae
Exons: 8
Coding region: 322-5007 (1561 amino acids)
Biological process (GO): protein localization to ciliary inversin compartment
Cellular component (GO): ciliary inversin compartment
Molecular function (GO): protein binding
Source: RefSeq, a predicted model, not a curated record